Molecule: messenger RNA, 1017 nt
Organism: Arctia plantaginis
Lineage: Eukaryota; Metazoa; Arthropoda; Insecta; Lepidoptera; Erebidae
Source: the annotation of a GenBank genome assembly
AUGGUUUUAGUUAGCAUUUUCUUCUUUUAUAUUGGUUCUGGAAUUACCUUAAGUUUGCUACGACUUGAAUGUAUCGAUGCCCUUGCAGCUAAAGAAUCAAGUCUUAGACAAAGUUCAUUAAGUAAAGUUGAGUAUGCUGUUCUGAUUUUAACUGGACCAGACAAUGAACCAAAACGAGAUGCUAUUAGAACAACAUGGAUGAAAUUUGCUAACAAUAUUUUUGUUGAAAAUGGUGAAAUGCUUUAUAAAUGGAAUCAUACUUGGACAGAACAGCAUGUCAGCCAAAGUUGUAUAAAAUUUUAUUUUGUAAUAGGAACGCAAGGUCUGACUGAGACUAAGUUGCUACGGCUAAACAGUGAAAACAAUCAGAAUAAUGAUUUACUAUUAUUAGAUAGCUUUGAAGAUAGCUAUAGAAACUUAGCAAUCAAAAUGUUACAUGCCCUAAAAUGGCUGAGUAACAACUUAAAAAACCUGAAAUAUUUAGUAAAAUGUGAUGAUGACUCCUUUGUGCGAGUUGACUUGAUUAUAAGAGAUCUAGAAGCCUAUGCACCUGAGAUGAAUGCUCAAGAAAUAAGUGACUAUGUGACAUAUAAGAAAGAUCUCCCAGCUUAUAAGGGCUUAUACUGGGGUUAUUUCGAUGGUCGAGCACAUGUCUACUUAAAUGGAAAGUGGCAGGAAAAAGACUGGUUCCUUUGUGACAAUUACUUGCCAUAUGCACUCGGAGGUGGUUAUGUAAUCUCACGGAGCAUUGUCGAGUAUAUAGGAAGAAAUGCUGAUAUUUUGGGACAUUACAAUUCUGAAGAUGUCUCCAUGGGGGUGUGGACCGCUGCUUUAGAUGGUGUGAAUAGAGUGCAUGACAUCCGAUUCGACACUGAAUGGAAGACUCGAGGAUGCUCAAUACAAAUGUUAGUGCGUCACAAACAGACUCCAAGUGAUAUGUUUCAACUAUACAAAACGCUUGUACACACACAUGGAGAAAAACUUUGGAUUCUAGACGCUUGUAGAAUAGAUAUCUAG